Molecule: messenger RNA, 3433 nt
Organism: Sphaerodactylus townsendi
Lineage: Eukaryota; Metazoa; Chordata; Lepidosauria; Squamata; Sphaerodactylidae
Gene: LRRC59
Product: leucine rich repeat containing 59
Exons: 8
Coding region: 289-1206 (305 amino acids)
Molecular function (GO): protein binding
Source: RefSeq, a predicted model, not a curated record
GAACGAGCAGCCCCCGUUUCUCCUAACAGAGAGACGCGUUUUGGGGGGCUGCGUCCUUCGCGCCUAAACGGAGCCCCAACCUGCGCCCGCCCGCCUUGCUUUUCUCCCCCCCUCCACUCCUGCUGGAGAGCGUUGUGGAGUCAGGGCUGCUCAAAGCGGGCGGGGCCGGUAGUGUCAGGUACUGGUGCUCGACGCGAGGCUCCCCUGUGUGAUGCGGCUGGGAGGAGCACCCCUGGGUGCACAGACAUUCGCCAGGCUGCUAGGACAAAAUCUGCUUUGUUGAAAGUCAUGGCAAAAUCCGGAGGAAAAGGAGUGAAUCUGAAGGACAAACUGGAAGGCAAUGAGUUGGACUUAAGCUUGUGUGACCUGAAUGAGGUGCCCGUUAAAGAGCUGGCAGGGCUUCCAAAGGCUACUGUUUUGGACCUGUCAUGUAACAACCUCACCUCUUUACCAUCAGACUUCUGCAGUUUGACCCACUUGGUGAAAUUGGACCUGAGUAAAAAUCAGCUUCAACAGCUGCCCUCGGACUUUGGCCGUUUGAUUAACUUGCAACACCUGGACCUUUUGAACAAUCGAUUAGUUACCCUGCCAAUCAGUUUUGCUCAACUCAAGAACCUGAAGUGGCUGGAUCUGAAGGACAACCCAUUGGAUUCCACACUGGCUAAGGUCGCUGGAGAUUGUUUGGAUGAAAAGCAGUGUAAACAGGCUGCUAUUAAGGUUCUGCACUAUAUGAAAUCCAUCCAAUCUGAGCUGGACCGUGAGAGACAACGAAAACUACAGGCAGAGCGAGAACUAGAGAAGAAACGUGAAGCAGAACAACGAGCAAGGGAGGCCCAAGAGCGGGAACUGCGGAAGAGGGAAAAGGCAGAAGAGAAAGAACGCAGGAGAAGGGAGUAUGAUGCUCUGAAAGCUGCAAAGCAGGAAAAGGAUCAACACACAAAGAAAGAAAAUGGUGAGAAUCCAGAACUCUCAGUUUCCCAUUCAUCAAAGCGACAUCAGUCCAAGCGUUCUUGGUACAGAAUCCUGCUGAAGCUGCUGCUGUUCCUGCUGCUAAGUGCCCUCAGUACUUUGAUCAUCUGCAAGGUUACAGAUCUGCAGCACAAGUCUGUGUGCAUCAGCGUGAACAGGCUCUAUGAAGACGCACUCACCAUUUUGCAGAGCCAUAGAAUUAUGCGGAACGUCCUGCAGCUAAACUCACAGCAGUAAUGUUGGCUCAGCCCUGAAGGACUCUUCCAAACUCAGCAUCUUGUCAACUGUUUCCAUAUUGGUACAGUCAGAAUUCCUAUGGAAUUGUGCUCUGGUGAAAAUUGCCUUUAGUCAUUCAGCGUUGGCUUUGGUGGCCUCCCUCAAGUAGAACAGAAUCACAAGCCAGAUCCCCCUCCUCUGCCGCUGCUGCGGCUAAUCAGAACUUAAUGCCAUUUCUUCUCCUCACAGAAGAGCCUUUUCUGGGCUGCAAAAAAAAAGAGGUUGCUUGCCUGCAAGGCUUAACAUCUAACCUUGUUCUGAGGGGUGAUCUAUCUGUCAUCUCUGAAGAAAAUUUUGUAUAUGUAUUCUUUAAAUGUUGUGUUGCUGCAGGGAACAAACACUAUGUGGGCUGGCUCAGUUCCUGUACAAUAGAGUGUGGAACUGAUGUGGUAAAUGUUAUCAAUAUAUAUAUAGAUUUACUCAUAAACUUGGUGUGUGAAUCAUAGGUGGAAACUUGCUGUUUUUCCAUGCCACAGCUUCUAAUUUAAACCCCUUCUUGCUUAGCAGUUCAUUCUGAAGCCUGAUGCAGCUGGGGAUGGUGCUGGUACAACAGUGCCGCCUCCAGAGAGCUUCCAAGCAGCACAGGGAGGCAGCUAAAAGAAAAACCCCAGUCACCUGGAAGCCUUCCAUAAGGCUUGAUGGAGUUACACCACCCAAGGUGGUGGUGGAAGUCCAAAACCUCAGCGUUCCCAACCUAAAGGCUGGGUGGAAGCUGACUAAAGUCUGUUCCACUUUUCUGCAUCAAGUUAGACACCUCUGUUCCACUGUGACAACCCCAACUUACAAGGUUUGUUGUUAUGGAGCUAAGAGGCACCUAGCCACUGGCAUCUUUGCCCUGCCCAUUAGAGGGGUGUCCUUACGCCAAUGCAGCCUUGCACCACCUCGACUGGCCCACUCUGCCGCAUAGGAUAGGGCUGUAAGUUGCCUAUCAGAUUUGCCAUAACCUUCCCUUCCCCAGUCUCUGAUGUCUACCAAGAAAAGUGGCCAAAUAAGCUCCAUCUUUGCAAAAAGAAAUCGUUUCACUGUUUUAAGACUUUGACUUGUAUGAAGUCCUGUUUGCAUACAGUUACUGAAAGCUAGUACUCAACAGAUCCUUCUUAUUAGUCUUAGAGCUUGAAUUUGCAUACACCUGGGAACAUGAUAAAAUUAGUUAUUCCUCCGUUUGGAAUGUCUGGUAGAGAUGCCUGCUCUGUGUUCCUAUGCUUGCUUGACAGGGAAGAAUAAGCAAAUUCCCUAAUAGGGGUCUAUCUCUGUGAUUAAGUAUAAGAAUAAUAUGCCCGGUUAGAAUCUUCACACAAGGGCAGUGAGAACUUGCCUAUUUUUCACAUUUCCCCAAGUUUCAAACAAGCAAGCACAUGAAAACAAAAUUCUGCAGGCUGCAUUCUCAACAAAACUGUCGAAGCACUUGGCAGCCUUAGCCACGUUUAUAAUCAACUAGGAUGCAAGUCCCAUUGAUUUUAGUGAGACCUCAAGGUAAACAGAUACAGGAUUUGAACAAGGCAAGGCUUUAAAAGACAGCUCACAGGGAAGCAGCACAAGGGAAAGACCGUAGAAUCAGUGAUGUUUGUGUGAUCAAAUUAAGGGUAAAAAUAUCCUCAACGAUUUAGUGUAAUAAAAUUACUGUACUGCUCUUAAGUCGCUGUUAUCCAAAUUCUGUAAUCCAUUGUGCCUUCAAAUGUAAUCCAAUCUUUUGACCGAUAUGCACAUACUAUAGGUUGGGCUCUUGCAAACAAGUUUAAGGCCUUACAUAACCUAUGGAAUUAAAGGAGACUAUUCUUCCAGUUUGGCAGAUAGGCUGCUGUAAGCUGAAACAGGAAUAUGUGAAGUCAAAAUCAUUCACAGACAGUUUUAACUUCCACUAUUCUGCUUUGAGGUUAACACUGAUAGGGUGUGAUAACUAUGUACUGCUUGUGGUUAUAUAGCAGUUUGUACUAAUACAUUUGGGGUGAGAGCUGCUUUUUAAAAAAAAAGUUUAUUUGCAAGACUGCUAAUGUAUCUGAUGAAAGCAAAAGUUUUAAAUUAGUUGGAAUGGAUGACGAUAGAUUUGGGAUUGCAGCUGAGAAUACUUCUAUAUACACAGGAACAACAAAGUCACUUUUCUCCAGUCUCUGGGCAACUUUUAUUUUUUGAAAGAAAUGUUUAAUGCUCCCCCCCCGCCCCCAAUAAUAAAAUUAAUAGUUUGUACAGA